AUGGGCUCCAAGGCCGAUCCCCCAACCUACGACGCCAUCAUCGUCGGCGCCGGCUUUGGCGGCUGCUACUUGCUCAGCAAGCUCCGCGACAAGGGAUUCAAAUGCCUCGUCAUCGACGACGGCGCCGACCUGGGCGGCGUAUGGUACUGGAACUGCUACGCGGGCGCCCGCGUCGACACCAAAGUGCCCCUAUACGAAUUCUCCGACGAACGCGUGUGGAAAGACUGGGUCUGGACAGAAAAAUACCCCGGCGUCGACGAAAUCAAGCGGUACUUCGAGCACGUCGAGGCGCAACUACACCUGAAGCGCGACGUCCUCUUCAACACGCGCGUCCUCUCCGCCCACUUCGACGCUGCCACCUCGCACUGGCGCAUCCAGACAAAUGACGGCGCCGCCGACCGCACGGCGCGCUACUUCCUCCUCUGCACCGGCUUCGCAGCGAAGCCGUACAUCCCCGCUUUCCCGGGCCUCGACACUUUCGCUGGAGUCUACUGCCACACGUCCAAGUGGCCGCAAUCCGGCAUCGACUACUGCGGCAAGCGCGUCGGCGUCGUCGGCAACGGGUCCAGCGGGUUGCAAGUCAUCCAGAGCGUUGCCCCGGACGUGUCUCAUCUGACCGUCUUCCAGCGCAGCCCGACGUACGCGCUGCCGAUGCGGCAGGGCCCGCUCAGCGUCACCGACCAGGACAAGUCGACGUACAAGGAGUUGCACGCGCUGCGGCGGAAGACGUUUGCGGGGCUGGACUACGAGUUCCGGCGGCAGAGCGCGGUGAAAGUGUCAGAGGCGGAGCGGGAGGAGUUUUUUGAGAAGAUUUGGGAAGAGGGGGGACUGGCGUUUUGGCUUGGGACGUACCAGGACGUGAUCCGGGACAAGGAGGCGAAUAGGUAUGCGUACGACUUCUGGCGCAGCAAGGUGCUGCCGCGUAUCGACGACCCGGAGAAGGCGAGGGUCCUGGCACCGGCGGAUCCGCCCUAUUUUUUCGGCACCAAGCGCGCGACGUUGGAGCAGCGGUACUACGAGGUGUAUAACCAGGGGAAUGUUGAGUUGGUCGACGCCAAGGCCAAUCCGAUUGCGAAGGUCGUUCCGGAGGGAGUCGUCACGGCUGACGGGGUGCUCCACGAGUUCGAUGUCUUGAUACUGGCGACCGGCUUCGAUUCCGUCACAGGAGGCAUCCUGUCCAUCGACAUCAAGGGGCAGGGCGGCGAGUCACUGAAGGACAAGUGGGCGAAGGGGACGUACACCAACCUGGGUUUGAUGACAGCAGGCUUUCCGAACAUGAUGUUCCUGUACGGUCCGCAAGGGCCGACGUCUUUCUGCAAUGGGCCCACUUGCGCUGAAGUGCAAGGCGAUUGGAUUGUCGACACGCUUUGUUACAUGAGAGAGAACGGGAAGGAGAAGCUCGACACGACGAAGGAAGCCGAGAAUGGGUGGCGUGCCCAUGUCAACCUGGUUGGCGACGGCACUCUUUUGCCAUACACCAAGUCGGAGUAUAUGGGCACGAACAUUCCUGGAAAGCCCAAGGAGAUGCUGAACUAUAUUGGAGGACUGGCCGAUUACACCAAACGCAUCACGGCUGCUAUCAACGGCGGAUUCCCCGGGUUCAUCGUGCAGUGA
Molecule: messenger RNA, 1614 nt
Organism: Lasiodiplodia theobromae
Lineage: Eukaryota; Fungi; Ascomycota; Dothideomycetes; Botryosphaeriales; Botryosphaeriaceae
Product: Cyclopentanonemonooxygenase
Exons: 1
Coding region: 1-1614 (537 amino acids)
Molecular function (GO): flavin adenine dinucleotide binding; NADP binding; N,N-dimethylaniline monooxygenase activity
Source: RefSeq, a predicted model, not a curated record